Messenger RNA from Pocillopora meandrina, 542 nucleotides. NCBI's taxonomy places the organism in Eukaryota, Metazoa, Cnidaria, Anthozoa, Scleractinia, Pocilloporidae. The record is from the annotation of a GenBank genome assembly.
AUGACAAAUUCUAAGAUCAAGUCCGAUAGCCUGAAACUGGUGUCUCUUAAUGUGAGAGGCCUCAGCAAUUUUCGAAAAUGCGGAGCGAUUUUCACCUGGUGUAGAAAACAAAAAGCAGAUCUAAUAUUUCUUCAAGAAACUCAUUCAACAAAAGCAGGCGGGUACAAAUGGAAAAAAGAAUGGGGCUCCGAGAUCAUUUUCUCUCAUGGGAGCUUGAAUGCCAGGGGUGUUGCUGUAUUAAUUAAAAGGGGUCUUGAUAUUGUUGUUGAGCAGGAACUUCCAAAUUCCAAUGGCAGGUCAAUAGUACUCAAGACGCUGAUCAAAGAUAAAAGAUACCUACUGGCCAAUAUUAAUGGUACUAACAAAGAUGCAGGGCAGUUCGAUUCUACCAAAAUCUGUCGGCAACAUUACGAAAAAUGGAUCCUCGUAGUGAUGACAACAUUGUUGUAGGCGGUGAUUUCAAUUGUCCUUUGAAUCCGACUUUUGACAAAAAAGGUGGAAUAUUAAUUCCACGUCAACAUGUCAUCAACUCGAUAGAAAAU